Scatophagus argus is the source of this 3780-nucleotide messenger RNA. It is a transcript of the gene zdhhc18b, whose product is annotated as zinc finger DHHC-type palmitoyltransferase 18b. Gene Ontology annotation, molecular function: protein-cysteine S-palmitoyltransferase activity. NCBI's taxonomy places the organism in Eukaryota, Metazoa, Chordata, Actinopteri, Scatophagidae. The coding region runs from base 561 to 1979 and encodes 472 amino acids. Gene Ontology annotation, biological process: peptidyl-L-cysteine S-palmitoylation; protein targeting to membrane. Gene Ontology annotation, cellular component: Golgi apparatus; endoplasmic reticulum. The transcript is spliced from 9 exons. The record is from RefSeq and is a predicted model, not a curated record.
AAUUUUACAGUGGCUAGUUUGCGGACCCCUUGUUUUAUGUAGCUAACAAAUACUAGUCAUGAUUGUAUGAGGGCUAUUGGUAGGAUAUCAGUUAGCAUGAAUAAACAUGAAGCUUUAGUACUCUUUUUAAUCUAUGCAUAUCAGACCUCUGGGGAUUGGCAGGAAGAUAGCAAAUAUGUGUAAGACUAGCACGCUAACAAGCUAGCAGUGGUAACGGUACUUUGGUUUUACUGAUGUUAAAUAGUCCGCAGCUGGCAGAGUUGGCUAGUCUGAAUGUUACAGCUAACAAGCUAACGAUAAUCAGUGCUUGUGGAGACAGACUUUAAGAGGAAUAAAUGAAGAGGCAUGGAAAAUAACAGGGAUAUCACUUCGAGCACGGGGUCUCCGGAUUAUUUACAACUGGACACAUACAGUAUAGAACUAGCUUGUUUUCAACGUAGAAUGACGACAUUUGCACCGUUCAGCUGCCUUAAACACGAGCGUCGGUGAUGCUGUCGAUCCCUGGACAAAAGCCCCGGUUGUCCGAAUUGGGACAGAGCACCAAAACUACAAUAUAAACCAUGAAAAACUGUGAGUAUCAACAAAUCGACCCGCAGGCACUUCCGACUCCAACACCGACCCCUCCACCUCAUCAUGGGAACGACAGGAAAGAGGAGCCGAGGAGACCGAGGAGAAAGUGGGAAGUUUUUCCCGGAAAGAAUCGCUUCUACUGCGAUGGAAGGAUCAUAGUGGCCCGACAGAGUGGGGUUUUGCCCCUCACUCUGGGCCUUAUUCUCAUCACAAGUGGAUUAUUCUUUAUAUUUGACUGUCCCUUCCUGGUGAAACACCUGACCAGCUGCAUACCUGUUAUUGGAGGAGGCCUCUUUGUGUUUGUGGUCAUCACCCUGCUCCAGACCAGCUUCACUGACCCCGGCAUCCUGCCCAGAGCAACCCCAGAUGAGGCUGCAGACAUUGAAAAACAGAUUGACGGCACCGGGAACACCAGCUAUCGACCUCCGCCGCGCACUAAGGAAGUCCUCAUCAACCAGCAGGUGGUGAAGCUCAAGUACUGCUUCACCUGCAAGAUGUUCCGGCCCCCGCGCACCUCCCACUGCAGCCUGUGCGACAACUGUGUGGAGCGAUUCGACCAUCACUGUCCUUGGGUGGGCAACUGUGUGGGAAAACGCAACUACCGCUUCUUCUACACCUUCAUCGUGUCGCUGUCCUUCCUGACGGCCUUCAUCUUCGGCUGUGUGACCACACACCUGGCACUGAGGGCUCAGGGUGGAAAAGGCCUGGUGUUUGCUCUUCAAGAGAGUCCAGGAAGUGCAGUGGAGCUUGUAAUAUGUUUCUUCUCAGUCUGGUCCAUCUUGGGCCUCUCAGGCUUCCAUACAUAUCUGGUUGCUUCAAACCUGACCACUAAUGAAGACAUUAAAGGCUCCUGGUCAGGGAAGAGUGGAGAAGAUGUCACCAAUCCAUACAGUCAUAAAAACAUCUUCAUCAACUGUUGCACUAUGCUCUGUGGACCCAUGCCACCCAGCUUGAUUGACAGACGAGGUUUCCUGCCUGCGGAUGAAUCGGUCCAGACCGCGAGCACGGACGUUGAGCUGCCCAUUGUGGCCACUAAAAGCGAGAUAAACGUGUGCACACAGGGAACUAAAGGUCUGCUGGAGUCGGCCACUCGCUCCCCGCUCCUGUCCACCUCAUGCCCUCAGGGGAAACCUCAGACAGCUCAUACCUGCCCAGACAGCAGCCUUGCAGUGAACUCUGACCCCUCACCGGAGCUCUCCACCAGUUGCGGGGCCCGCCAUACCCCUAGCUCCCAAGGUGUUCCCUCUCCACCACGUCAUGCCAAGAGUCGGUCAAAGAACAGCAAGCGAGCAGCUUUGCAUAUUCCCAGUCCUGCCUACGAUGUUCCUGUUUUACCUUCCUCUCCGGACGCUGCCUCCAGCCCCAAAGCUAGAGCUUACAAAGGAGCCAGCUUCUCCCCUUUGCACUGACUGACUUGAAUGAUGGCUUUCUCAAAAUGCACAUUGUUUGAAACUUGCAUGCAGUAACACAGUCAUGUACAAAUGGUAUGAAUUCUUCAUUGUUUCUUGGUUCUCUGGAAGUCCUGGGUAAUUGAACUUUGUGAUCAAUUUAAGUGGAAGUAGGAACACUAGAGCACACUGGGAGAGGAUUAUUCUGGCUGGAAAUGAUGCAAUGUAACCUGGUGCAGAAUGAAAAGCACAUAAAACGAUGAAAUUUGUAAGAUUGAGAAUCUGGUGUACCAAUAGCGUGGCUAUUUGAUGAUUCUCAUGUGAAAUAUGAAUUUUACCAGCAUGUCAGAUCAAAUAUUGUGAAAUGGUGGCUUUGAUGUAGAAGGUGGACAAACUGUGGGAGUUUGAAAAGCUUGGAGAGCUAAAGCUCAGAAUUUAUAUACAUCUAUAAGGAGAAAAGUGGCUUUGAAAGGGAAAAUCCACCCAAAUAUAGAAUUCGCAUAUGUAAUGUCUGUAACCCUGAGCAGCUUGAAGUGUGAACCUGAACCAGUUUCUCCUUAAACUGAGCUGCAGAGAGACAGUUUGUACUGAUGAUGUCAAUGUUGAGACAUAAUAGACCACCAUUAAAAAAGAGAUGCUUGUAAAAAUGAUGAUCUGUUAUUUUGAUCUAUAGAGGCUUUAUAUUUGUAAAACUUUCCUCAAGCCAAAAAAGAAUCUGUCAAUCCUAGACAGGACAGCAGGACAAACUCCACUGUCCAUAUUCGUCGGGACAUACCCAGGAAGUACCCGGAUACCCGGAAACCAGAAGCUAGAAAACCUUUUUGCUGUAUGAACUGAAUAGGCACCAUCUUUGAGUCCUGUGUCUAACUCUGUUAUAUAGCUUUGGCUAUCUCAGUCAAAGAUAUAUGGGCCCAUUGAUUAUUCAGUGUCAAUGGACCAAGCCCCAAAAAUGGUCAUUAUCACAGUUUUCUUUGUUUAAUGGUGCUGACUUUGCGGUCCAAACUUUUGAAAUUGCACUGGUGAAUUCUGUUUUUGUGUGGAUUUCCUUUGCUCGAACAGCAGUGAGUUAAGUGUGUGUCAGUUGUAUUGAUGUGUGCUGUUGUUCAGAUUUCAGUGCUGUAUAAAUGGCAGUGAAUGCAACUGCAUGACAGUAACUAACGAUGUAUUUUAUGGUACUUUUAUUUACAUCCAAACAUCACAUUAUACACCUGAGAGGUCAUCAGGAAUCCAGACCUAAUGUGGAUUCCUGAAUAUAUUUAUGUACCUGAGCUGAAGUGUUAUUGUUCAUUGCCUGCUCUGCACCACCUCCUGGUCAUGUUUUCAUUGACAUCACAUAAUGAGUUUAGGCUUUUCAGUCCUGCACACUUUGUAUCACCAACAGCAAUACCUGUUUCCUUCUCCUUAAAGUUUUGUGCGCUUGGACAAAUUUAAAAAAAAAAAAAAAAAACACAUCUGUGUGAGUGGUUGUGUUGGUUUGUUCUCAGGUGGAAAGCUGUAGGUAUUUAAUAUGCAAGUUCUAUGUGAUCACGUUUAUCCACUGUAUAACCUGAUGGCAAUAGCUUCAUAAAAAUGCAGUGAUCCGAACAAUCACCUCCGUGCACUAAAACGUAGGCAUGCACACACAUAUACACUGUUUGUCUAUAGUUCGCUGAGAGUAGUACAGCAUCACUUUGUAUACUCUGUGUCGAAAGUCAUCCCAACACUGUCUGGAUGUUUGCUGAGAGUGAAUGCAUUUCCAAGGAAGAGAAUAUUGGACUGUAUUUGUACAAACUGUAUGGUUAUUUAAGCGGACACUCCUGUCAAAAUAAAUGAAAAGGAAAAU